This is a messenger RNA of Zophobas morio, 955 nucleotides long. Its product is annotated as farnesol dehydrogenase-like. Lineage: Eukaryota; Metazoa; Arthropoda; Insecta; Coleoptera; Tenebrionidae. The transcript has 5 exons. Gene Ontology annotation, molecular function: oxidoreductase activity. Bases 132 to 899 code for a protein of 255 amino acids. The record is from RefSeq and is a predicted model, not a curated record.
AAAAAAAAUUGUGUUCACGUAUUACACUUUUUUUAAGUCACUUCUAGAGAGAAACAAACUCGAAUAACAUCAUAUGAUUCUGAAGGAGACAACCAUAUACCCCACUUUCCCAGUUCUUGCCAAAGACCAAAAUGGUACUUUCGAUGGAGAGAUGGAAAGAUAAAAUUGCUGUUGUGACUGGUGCUAGUUCUGGAAUCGGUGCUUCUGUUGCGGAUGCCCUUGUGGAACAAGGUCUCACGGUGGUGGGUUUGGCUCGUCGUGUUGACCGCAUCAAAGAACGGUCCACACACCUCUCGAACAAAAAAGGUAAACUUCAUGGUGUCAAAGUUGACAUAAGGAAAGAAAACGAAAUUGUGGACGCCUUCAAAUGGAUUAUGGAGAAUUUAGGAUCGGUACAUAUUUUAGUCAAUUGUGCUGGUUGUUCAACAGAAGCUUUACUAACUGAAGGAAACACAGAAGAUUGGAAAAGAAUCUUUGACGUCAACGUCCUCGGAUUGUGUGUUGCCACAAGACAAGCUGUCAACAUCAUGAAAUCAAACUAUAUUAACGGGCACAUCAUACACAUUAAUAGUAUUUUGGGGCACUCCAUUCAAAAUGUGUCCAAGGUUAAUGUUUAUCCAGCGUCGAAAUUUGCAGUUACUGCUCUCACCGAAACUCUAAGACAGGAGUUGAAUACCCUUGGCAGCAAAAUUAAGAUAACUAGCAUCAGUCCGGGUUUAGUAGUUACUGAGAUGACUCUACUGAAUAAAAAUUUUACGGAAGAGCGAAGAAAAGCAUUUGAAAGUCGACCAACUUUAAAUGUUGAAGAUGUUGCAGAUGGAGUUGUGUAUGUGUUGUCUACUCCAGAGCAUGUUCAGGUGCAUGAAUUAACAAUUAAGCCAAUUGGCGAACCUUGUUAAAAUUAUUAUUAUUAUUAAAGUUACUAACAGACGAAAGAUUUAAGAUUUAGCUAUGA